GUCUCAACGGAACACAAAACGUGUCGUCUCAGCAAGGACCCACACAUACUAAAGUGAGACGAGCUAGGUAACGGUUACUCCGGUAUUGAAAGUUUUGUUUUUUAUGCCAUGACAUUGUUUUGAUUUUAUACUAUGUAUAUUAAAACAUUUCGCGUAUAAAACGCGGUAUUUAUUGGCCAAGAGCAGCCGACUCCGUUUCUACUAAAGACUGUCCGCUACUCCUCCCCUCGAUGAAGCGCUGCGAUGCCCUCUGAUUUUAUAUCCCUCCUUAGCUCGGAUAUCGACCUAAAUUCCCCCAAAUCUCUAUACUCUAAAGAGUCGGUAUAUGACCUCCUCCCCAAAGAACUCCAGCUCCAGCCGUCGUCCACCCAGGCAGACCCACCCACCAUGAGCCAGAAGAGCGGGGGAGAGGCGGGACCUCCCCCCUCUGCAGCCUUGGCCUCAGAUGCCACCUCUUCCACCUCCAGUCCUUCGGCCUCCUCUUCCCUGUCCAUGGGAGCUCCAUCCAGUGGCCCCUCUACCUCACCCUCAGACCAUCUCACGGUUGCCCAGCAUCUCCACUCUGCCGGAGGGGAUGGAGCUGGAGCUUCAGAGAUGCAAGGUAUGGAGGCUGCGGGAUCUGCCCCCAGCAGAGGCAACAGUGGAGCAAACAACACAGCAGGGGAUGUAGGGUCAGGAGUGUUAUCAGGGCUAGGUGUGCAGCAGCUUCAGAACACCCCAUCAAAACGAAGGCCUGUAUUGAGCAUAUCUCCUCCACCUGAGGACCUGUUUGACGACAGCCAAAUGUCUUGCCAAGAGGAACCUACCAUAUCUGGUGCACCAGGUCCAGACUCAGAGCACAGCAGUAGUAUGUGGGCUGAGGAUUCCGUCUCCAACUUCAGCUUAAUCAGCUCCAUCUCCUACAAUGACAACACAGAGGUGCCACGCAAGUCUAGAAAACGCACCCCUCGUCAGCGGCCCGGCCCCAAGCCAGCUCCUCCAGAGGACAGCAUGGAUGUGUUUGAUGCUGACAGCGCCAAGGCUCCUCAUUAUGUCCUAUCCCAACUGGGCACAGACAAGACCAGCCCUAUGGCCAGCUCUCUUGAGUCAGGGACGGCAGUAAAAGGUGGGUCAUUGUCUGCUCAGUUCCCCCAACGAAGUGAUGGGAAGGAGCUAAAGAUCCUGGUGCAGCCAGAAACCCAGCACAGAGCUCGCUAUCUGACUGAGGGCAGCAGAGGUUCUGUAAAAGAUAGAACACAGCAGGGAUUCCCCACCAUCAAGUUGGAAGGUGUUAGCGAACCAGUCGUGCUUCAGGUGUUUGUAGCAAAUGAUGCAGGCAGGGUGAAGCCUCAUGGUUUCUACCAGGCAUGCAGAGUGACGGGACGCAACACCACUGCCUGCAAGGAGGUGGACAUAGAGGGCACCACGGUUAUAGAGAUUCCUUUGGAGCCCACCAAUGACAUGACGCUUUCGGUGGACUGCGUAGGAAUUUUGAAGCUGCGUAAUGCAGAUGUUGAAGCUCGUAUUGGCGUGGCAGGAUCCAAAAAGAAGAGUACACGUGCUAGGCUGGCCUUCAGAGUCAACAUCCCGCAAUCUGAUGGAUCAGUACUAACUUUACAGGUCCCCUCAUCACCCAUACUCUGCACUCAGCCAGCCGGAGUGCCAGAGAUCCUGAAGAAGAGUCUUCACAGUUGCUCAGUCAGAGGAGGGGAGGAGGUUUUUAUAAUCGGAAAAAACUUCCUCAAAGGAACCAAAGUUAUUUUUCAGGAGAACAAUGCAGAUGAUAACUCUUGGCAAGCUGAGGCAAUGAUUGACAUGGACCUUUUCCAUCAGAAUCAUCUAAUAGUGACAGUCCCUCCGUUCCACAACCAGUCGAUCACUUCUCCUGUGUCUGUGGGAAUCUUUGUGAUGACCAAUGCUGGUAGAUCACAUGAUGCCCAACCCUUCACCUACACUCCUGACUCAGCUGAUAAUUCAGGUGUCCUGAAUAUAAAAACUGAAGGACCCUCUCUCGUCAAGACGUGUAUAUUUGAUGGCCAGAUGAAAUCUAUGUCCUCUGAGCAACCGGACUGCUCUGGCCAACCUUCCAAACGGCAAGAGGACACACCAAUGGAGGUUACAAGCAAUCCACAAACUACAGAUGUCUUCAAACCCUCCCCUGAUCCACUCAUCUCAGUGCAGCAGACACUGGAGCUCAGCUCUAGUCCACAUCCAACUGGAGAGUCCUUUCAGAGCCCAAUGCCCCUACAGCCUGAAGAUGUGGAGCUUUCCCAAGCACCCCCUGUCUUCCCUAGCUUAGACUCUCUUAGCACCAUACAAAAGCAAGACAUUGGCUCCACAAGCUCCUUCCCAGUGUCAGGAGAUACCACAAUCCCCCCAGUAACACCUGACGUCCCACAGCAGUUUCUCAGAGACCCCCAGGAAAGCUUAUCUCCCGAGAGUUCUGAUAAUAGUGGAAGGAUUGUGGUUGUAGCCAUGCCUCAAAUGGCAGCUCCCUCUCAGCCACAGCCUCAGCAAUCACAGGUUACCCUGUUUCCCCAGGAAGGGGUGGCCCUUGAGAGGGCAGUUAGAGAGCUACAGGCUGGAAGUAACCCCACUUUACAGCAGGUGCUGGAGGCAGCUGUAGUCCAGCAACAGCUGAACUCUGUGCUUUAUAGCUCCACACCCUCUGCAGACUCCCUCCAACAGCAUGUCCAGGAGAACAUGAACAGCCUCAGGUUGGGAACCACAGAUAAUUCGCUGUCAGCACAGCAGCAGCUGCAGAUACAACAGCAGCAGCAACAACAAAUACAGCAGCAAUUUCAACAUCAACAACUGCAACAACAGCAAAUCCUUGAGAACCUUCAACAGCAGCAGCAGCAACAAGUCCUCAGCAGCAUGCAGAUCCAACAGCAACUUAUAUUACAGCCCCAAGACCAACAGCAACAUCAGCAACAGCAAAUCAUGGAGAAUAUUCAACAGCAGCAACAACAGCUGCAACAAAAUCAACAGCAAGUCCUGAAUAAUAUUCAGCUUCAGGAUCAGCAACAACAAAAUCAAAUUCUUAGCAAUUUACAACAACAUCAGCUACAGCAGCAGCAACAAAAUCAAGCGUUGAACAGCUUACAACAGCAACAACUGCAAGAGCAGCAGGUCUUAGAGAAUUUGCAGCAGCACUUACAAGCUGAGUUGCUCCAGCCCCAGAUCCACUCUUCUGCCCAAGCGCAGCAGCCAGUUUCCCUCCUGCAACAGGCUGGAGAGCUGCUUACCAUCCAGACCAGCUUCCCAACACAGCCUCCAUCCCACACAUCUCCCCCACAACAACUCUUUCAAUCCCCCAGACCCCUGGCUGAGACCCAGAGCUCCCAACAGCAAGUCCAGGCUGCCUUGCUUCAAAAUACGCUUGAUGUUCUCACAAGUGGCAGCCUCAGCUCAGAGCAGCAGUCCACAGGGUCCACCCUAUACUUGUCCCCAAACCCACAGCCCCAGCAGCAGCUGGCAUUCAUCUCCUCCAUGGAAACAUCCAGCAGCCAGCCUCAACCUGUUGCAUUGUUUCAGAGCCAACCCCAAGGUCAGCUUUCCCAGCUGCAGCAACAGAGCACCCCAAUGGAGCAACAGCAGUCUCAACAGCAGAACCAACCGCAGCCUCAACAGCUUCCAAUGGGCCAGCAAGGCUCCUUAUUCCAAACCAUCCCAAACCACUCGCAGACAAACCCCGUUCCCCAGGCUCAAAUCUCACAGCCCCAACAAACAGGUCUUCUUCUCUGUACCACAGAUCUUAACCCACAGGCUAUUCUCUUCAGCACCCAGACCCAAGGUCCUCCCUCUAUGGGAGGCAUUGGUGUCGGAAUCUCCCAGACAGACUCAGCGGAGCCCAUGUCCUUCCAAGACCAGAGCUCUUCAGGGAGCAAUGCAACAUCUACUGGGAACCAACAGCAGAGCAUAUUCCAGGAACAGCAGCCAAUGCAAGUGACCCCAAGCUCCAGCCAAGUCCCAGGCAGUCAACCUGUGAAGCUGUUCAUACCACAGACAUCCCUGUCCAGCUUGCAGAGCACUGUUGGCUCACAGGAGCUGAACAACCCGGCUCCAGCUCCUACUGCAACCAUCUUUGUGGUCCAGGGUGGUGUGGGUGUGGUUGCCAACCCCGGUCAGCAGCCCCCAGAGCAGCUUUUCCAGACAACAGUGGGUGGCGGUGUAGCGCCACAAGGACAGGCCAACCUGUUUGUUUUUGGCAUCCAGAAUGAGUCAUCCCAGCUGCUCAAUUCUUCUGGACCCCCCCUGCCAGCCCAGAGCCAGGCCCAGAACACAAGUCACAUGCAGCCUCUAUUGGAUCAACCCAUGGCCCAAGCUGCCUCCACCAUGCACAGCAGCUUGCAGAAUGCCCUUCAGGCACAAAUGCAAAGCAGCCUAGAGAACGUAAUGCAGUCUAAUGCACCAACAGUUCUCCAGUCCAGUUUACAGGCAUCCAUUGAAACAAGCCUGCAAACUCCAAUGCAGACCAAUAUACAGACACAGAUACAGAAUCAGUUGCAGGCAUCUAUAUCUGCAACAUCUAGCAUGGAUAAAAUUGAGGACCUACUAGAAAGCCUGCAAAAGCAGUAAAAAAAUAUUUGGACCAUGUGGCACUAAGGGGAGAUGGAGUAAUAUGUAGCUGAAAGUUAUCCUUCCUAAAAAUAAAAAAAAACACAGAAAAGUUGAGUGUUGGUUUUUGUGCCAAUACCACAAAACUUAGAAAAUCUAGAAUAGUUAAGAAUGAAAUCUACUUUUACUCAAAAUCCAAAUUAUAAGUUCACGAAACCUUGUUUUAUAAUAUAUUUAUCAUUAAUUACAGCUUCCAUCCAUUGCUCUUAAAUUGAUUAAUUCACCUCUGUUAUUACUGCUCUUGCGGGAUCAAAGAGGCCUGUAAUAACUGCUUUUAUCUCAUUAGUCUAAAAAAUGCAGUGUUUUAAUAAUGUGGGCCUACGAGAUGGUGACGAUUAAAACCUACCAGGUUUGGUGGAGAAACUGGAAAGGGAUAAAGAAUGUCAGCAAGAGGAAAAACUUGAUGCAGAAUAGUUUGUAAGAGCGGACACAGGAGAUAAGAGUCAGUUAUGGAGUGAAUAUCAGAUUGCACAGAAGUGUCAAAUAGACUGAAUCUCAUUUUGUGAGUGUGUAAACUGUUAGUUUUCAUUUCGCUUUUAGAGGCGGACGCUGUGAGUUUUAUCAUGUGGAGUGACGGUUGAAAGAGGAGAUUCUCUGGCAUUGAAAUCGCUUGAUUUAUGCUUCUUUUGCCAUGGAGAAAUAUUCCCAGUUUUGCAAUUAAUCAAACUUUGUGUUUGCACAUCAACAGCUUCUGCAAAAUCUACUCUAAGAGUACAGAUUACUAAAAUAUAAUUCUUUGUAGAAUAAUGUAGGGAUGUAUAGGAGAAUUGUUUGCAGGUAUGACUGGAGUUGGCGCUUAAAGAGGGAUGGCAGUUUAACAAUGCUAAUAGCUCCACUCCAACAUGCACUAUCAUGAUAAUCAGUUGUUGCAAGAGAUUGCCCCAAAUGCAGAAUGAGGAGAGAAUAUUACACACUCCCAAAUGAGGUUUAGCCUGGUUUAAAAAAAAAAAAAGAAGAAGAGAAAAAUUGACUCGGCCUUUGUUUUAGCAUCUCCCAGUGUUUCACAUUUAGGCUUCAUCGCUGGGUUUGCUGAAGCUUUCUUGGUAAUUUUUUAAAUAGCAUUCAGUUAUGUAUUGUGUGCAUUUUUUUUAUUUUAAAGAAGUUGGUAACCUUUACCAAUUAUAUGUGGAUAGAAAGAAACUUUCCACUUGUGAAAAUGGAGUAUUGCGUGGUUUUAUAAACAUUUUAUCUUAAGCACUUUAAUAACCUUUGUGUAACCUGCUACUCCUUAUAUCCAUCCACAGCUCUGAAUUUGUACUCAGAAACGUCCAAUUAAAAUACAAGAAAAGAAGAAAAGAAAACAAACAGCAGUCGUCUUUGUAAUGUUAAAUACAUCUUAACCGAGCAUUUUUACAUUUUCUCAUGUCAGAAUAUUUUUGAGGUCAAGACUUUGUAUAGAAUGUCAGCGCACUGUUGAAUCCCUGCUUGUAUUCGGUCCCAGUGGUCCAGUCAAGUCUGUCCAAAAUGAGCCAUUCGUCAGUUCUCGGUGUUUGAGUGGUAAGUAGGCAUUUUGUGUUUCAUACGUUGACAAGACAUCUAAAAUACUUAUUUAGUUUGUUCAUUGAUAUGAAGGAUUUUCAUAACUUUUUAUUGUGUACUGGUUCCUGUUCAGUCCGUCACUGGGGACUGUUUUACCUGGUCUUGUUUAUGUUUUAGUCUCAGUGUUGGUAGUGUGUGCAGGUCGGCACCAAAUGAAGUUGGCAUCCAGUACUUGUCCCUUUUUGUUGUGAACAUGGGCUCACUCAUGGGUUAAAUCUGGUACACAAAGGCUGGUGUUUUGAUGCUAUCCGUGGUGCUACGUACAGGAGUGAUGGGGACUUCUGUUUGCGAUGUUAGAACCAACGGAUUUAAACUACCAACAACACUGGCAUUGCUUGUUUGUUUUGCAACUAAGUUGAGUCUGCAGAGCUGGCUGUUUGUUUUGGGGUCAGACUGGAGAGCACCCAGGCAUACCAAAGCUCCUGUUGUGAUUGUCGCCAUUUGUCUUGUACUUGUCCUUGCAAAUACCCUCAUGUUUACUCAUUUGUACUAAAUUAUGCAGCUCUCACAUGGAAAGAAAUUCAACUUGCUGUUUUACAAGAUUUAUAAAAAACUACUUUGUUGCAUGGUUCAGUUUAUCUCAUUAAUAUUUCCACCAAUUUGAUACUUUUUGUUGUUUGAUUUGAAACAGAAUCACACUGCUUUGCUUUCCAUAUCCAACAGUAGCCAAUUAGGCAUUAUCAAAAAGACAAAUUUUUGAGAAGGAAUCAAAUUUAAGAAUAGCGUUGCUCAUGAAUGCAUUUGUUUACAUUUUCACAGUCAUACUCUUGUCCUGCAGCUGUUAGUAAUCCAUUUUAAAGUAACUUAUCUUUUUUAGAAUUUUGUAUCCAUGUAUCGAAAUGUAGAGUAUUUUUGUAAAAAAUAAGCCUUUUGGUUUAUGCUUAUAGCACAGAAAAUAUCAUUUGGUGUCUUUUUUUUUCUUUCUUUCUUUAUUGAGGUGAAGCGUAGGUUUACUGUGAAGUCCAUGGCCGAAAUUUAAAAAUACUAUCUGAGUGGGAUAAUAAUCAGAACUUAAAUAUAUCUAUACGAUAUAGGGAUGGGCAUUCGAUUAAAUUGUGUUAAUUGAUCAUCGGGAAAAUUAACGAUCGAUUUUCAAUUCAUCAUUAAUAUUUUUAUAUUAAAAUUAAGUAUUUAUAGGCUCUAUUAAAAUGCAGUGAAAAUAGAAAAUCAGCAUGUUGAGACCUUUAUUACAAAAUGAACGACUCAUGUGGCAGUUAAACGGGAGUUGAGAAAGAGGAUGAGAGAGAGAUCAGUGUACCUAACAAUAAAUUAGGCUCAUUUAUCAAAUUUCAGGAAAAAAAUAAACCAGUAACUCACAUACAAGUUCAGCACCAGUCUACUGGUUUUUGUUAACAUGCUCUGGGGUGAGACCGAGAGCAGGAUGCGCAGCCACUAACCAGGGUCGGAUGUGCGCUGUUCAAGUUGUACAUCAUUUGCAUCGUGGACGAGUUGUACUUAGACACAGCUUUGCAGUGUUGGCAGUCAUUUUUUAAAUCAAAGUGGCCGUAACCUCUUCAUGAUCAGGCUACUUUUGAAAUACACGGAAACUCGCAGGUAACUGAGCAGGCUUGUGGUAAAGUGUUUAAUUACUGCCACAUUGCAAAAUUAAUUUCAUUCCUUCAAAACUCAAACUACACAACAGAACAUGUAUUAGUUUUAUCAAUUUAAAAAAAAAAGUCAACCAAAUUCUUAAUGAUGAAUUAAUUGAUCUUAAAAUAAUUAUGCCCAUCCCU
Molecule: messenger RNA, 7871 nt
Organism: Melanotaenia boesemani (Boeseman's rainbowfish)
Lineage: Eukaryota; Metazoa; Chordata; Actinopteri; Atheriniformes; Melanotaeniidae
Product: nuclear factor of activated T-cells 5-like
Exons: 12
Coding region: 244-4560 (1438 amino acids)
Biological process (GO): regulation of transcription by RNA polymerase II; calcineurin-NFAT signaling cascade; cytokine production
Cellular component (GO): transcription regulator complex
Molecular function (GO): DNA-binding transcription factor activity, RNA polymerase II-specific; transcription factor binding; RNA polymerase II cis-regulatory region sequence-specific DNA binding
Source: RefSeq, a predicted model, not a curated record